GUCCUCCUUCCCUUCCUCGACAAGCGCACGCGGACACGCCACCACGCCACAGCCAAACCCAAAACACACACAAGUAAAAGAGAAACAGAAAGGCAGAGCACGAGAGAAAGAGAGAAGCAGCCUGCCCCCCCCAACCAAAAAGGAGAGGAACGCCGCCCGCGCCUCCCCUCCCCGCCCUUCUCAUAAGGAACAAAGGGAAGGAGCAGCGGAGCCUCACGUUCCGAAAAUCCCGACCUUCCCCCAGUAGGCCAGGAAUAGGCGACCGGCAGCACACGUUUGCCCCCCAUCGGUUGCCUGCCUGCCCUGCCCUGCCGAACUAGGCGGAGGAGGGAGGCCGGAGGGGAUGGGGAACGUGACGUCGUCGGUGGCGGCGCGGCUGGCCUUCUUCCCGCCGGAGCCGGCGACGUACGAGGUGCUGGCGGCCGAGGGCGGCGGCGCCGGCGGUGGCGGGCUGCGGAUGACGGGGGUGCUGCCCGACGCGGACGUCGACGUCCACGCGCUGCCCACCAGGGCCGGGACCCGCGUCGUCGCCGCCUUCUGGCGACACCCCGCCGCGCGCCUCACGCUGCUCUACUCCCACGGCAACGCCGCUGACCUCGGCCAGAUGCUCGGCCUCUUCAUGGAGCUCCGCUCCCACCUCCGCGUCAACAUCAUGUGCUAUGAUUAUUCAGGAUAUGGUGCCUCUACAGGAAAACCAUCCGAGUACAACACAUACUAUGACAUAGAGGCUGUCUAUGACUGUUUGAAAAAGGAGUAUGGGAUAGAACCAGAGGAGCUAAUCCUGUACGGGCAAUCAGUUGGGAGUGGACCGACAUUGCACCUGGCCUCACGUUUGGAAAAACUAAGAGGGGUUGUCCUUCACAGUGCUAUACUAUCAGGCAUACGGGUUCUCUACCCAGUAAAAGUGACACUUUGGUUUGAUAUCUUCAAGAACAUCGACAAAAUAAAGCAGGUUGAAUGUCCAGUGCUGGUUAUACAUGGCACAGCGGAUGACAUCGUCGACUUCUCUCAUGGCAAGCGCCUGUGGGAACUAGCAAAGGAGAAGUACGAGCCUCUCUGGGUCAAAGGCGGUGGCCACUGCAACCUGGAAACUUACCCAGAGUACAUCCGGCAUCUUCGCAAAUUUGUAAACGCGAUGGAGAAGCUCGCGAGAGAGAAAGCGCCCAAGGUGCCCCAGAUGCUGCCUUCGUCAUCGAGCAUGGAUGAAGUAAAACACAACAAGUGCUUGAGAUUCGGGAAAUGACAGACAGAACCUUUAACCACUUGAGCUAUCGCUAACCGUGCUGUUGCUCGUAUAGAAACUGAUGAUCUAACAGAAGAAGCCCAGUCGCCAUGGGAAGGAAGUUUCCUGCCAAUCCUGACGACAACCGAGUGCAGCACGGUUGCUUACGGCCGGCUCGGGUUCGUGCGGGUUCAGGAUUAGACAGACUUGUAAUGGCUGCAAGUGUGUUAUGCUGGAGAACGAUGCCUGGGAGGAAGAGAGUUCUAGCCAUGAUCUGAGUCGACAGAAGAAGCCUAGAGGAGGAAGGGAGGGGAGCUUCCAGGAAAACACGUAGCCUGUUGUCGAAGUAGUUCAGUCACGCGCGCUCCCCUGUUUAAAUUGUUCAGUUUGUAUUAGUUGCUGUGCAAAAGAAUCAAACUGCUCCCAAUUGAUUGCAAAGUGCAUUGCAUACUGUCUGCUAACUCUUUCAGUGACCGGUUAAUCGGUACUCAGAAUGCAACAAACUGAGCCUCUUAUCAGGCUGUUACCUGUUCCA
This is a messenger RNA of Brachypodium distachyon (stiff brome), 1757 nucleotides long. RefSeq names its product alpha/beta hydrolase domain-containing protein 17C. The record is from RefSeq and is a predicted model, not a curated record. The transcript is spliced from 5 exons. Bases 344 to 1243 code for a protein of 299 amino acids. Lineage: Eukaryota; Viridiplantae; Streptophyta; Magnoliopsida; Poales; Poaceae.